AUGGCAAAGAAAAAAACCGCCACCGCCACUACCAACGCAGCAACAAACAAGAUCACAGUCACUUACACGGACAACAUCACCGCCCCCACUAAAGGUAUCGCCGCAACCACAACCACAACCACAACCACUACCACCACUUACACGAACAACACCACCGCCCCCUCUACAGCUAUCGCCACAACCACAACCACUGCCACUACCACCACUUACACGGACAUCACCACCGCCCCCACUAAAGCUAUCGCCACAACCACAACCACUGCCACUACCACCACUUACACGGACAACACCACCGCCCCCACUAAAGCUAUCGCCACAACCACAACCACAACCACUGCCACUACCACCACUUACACGGACAACACCACCGCCCCCACUAAAGCUAUCGCCACAACCACAACCACUGCCACUGCCACUACCACCACUUACACGGACAACACCACCGCCCCCACUAAAGCUAUCGCCACAACCACAACCACAACCACUGCCACUACCACCACUUACACGGACAACACCACCGCCCCCACUAAAGCUAUCGCCACAACCACAACCACAACCACUGCCACUACCACCACUUACACGGACAACACCACCGCCCCCACUAAGGCUAUCGCUACAUCCACAACCACUGCCACUACCACCACUUGCACCGACAACACAGAUGCCACACAAUAUGAAUUACACAUUUCACGAGAAAAUCUAGCAGCCAUCCCGGAGAAGGUUCAGGUAUGUGAGGGCGAAGAUAGCGACAAGUUGAGGGAUGUGACCAUGACAAGGCAGCAGGAUGAGCUGCACGCCGACUGCCGGGUGCGAGAUUCGAACCCGUGCCCGCGGAGCCGUAACCAGACACGCUGA
This is a messenger RNA of Eriocheir sinensis (Chinese mitten crab), 855 nucleotides long. RefSeq lists its product as uncharacterized. The transcript is spliced from 3 exons. The record is from RefSeq and is a predicted model, not a curated record. The coding region runs from base 1 to 855 and encodes 284 amino acids. NCBI's taxonomy places the organism in Eukaryota, Metazoa, Arthropoda, Malacostraca, Decapoda, Varunidae.